AUGAAGCGAAGGAGAACGCGUACGCCUUCGGAUGCAGGUAGUCCUCCACAGGAAAAGAAAACGGUCAAAUCUUCAACCAGUUCCAACUCUUCUUCGAUAAAAGACGGUCCUUCUAAAUCUUCAGAUGCCCAAAAUGCCGCCAACCUGGAAGAAGUGGAAGUGGAAAAAAGAACUGCUGAAAGUGAUGUUAAGUCGUUCGAGAAAGGAACGGAGGAGAUCAGGAAACUUGUAGCUGAGAUUCAGGGGCAAAAAUUCGCUGUAAGUAUCAUCUGUUGCUAGGUGCCAUGGACUGGGUAUCAACAAGCAAUGUUAAAUCAUGCUUCCAUCUAUAUUUGUCACUUUGUCUGGUAAUUGUCUUGCACCACUCCAGAUCUAAUAAUGUAAAAAAAAAUGUUGAAAUGUAUUAUGGUGGAAACAAGGUUACUUGCCCUUUUUUAAAAAUCAGAAUGCUGAUACAAAUGAGUCCAGAAUCAGAUGUACAUUGCUGUUUACAAUCUUGAAAAAGCUCAACCGACUUGCUCACAUGAGAUGCAAGAAAUCCAGAGAAAGAACCCAAGAGGUAUGACCAUAGUACUAAACAUGCAAUAAAGUAUACGUAGUAAGGACAUAUAGUACAAUUCAGUGAUUCACUGGUCAGAACAUGUUCAGAGCUUCAGAUAACUUUUGGUCAUUGGACAAAGUCAAAGUGGGAAAACUGUGAACACCAGAAAUAUUUCUGAGAUGUUAUUGUGUUGCAAGAAGAAAGUCAAUUGGGCAUGAGAAACAAAACUUCAAGCAAGGACAUUAACUAGUUUGAGGUUUUGAGGCUAGUUCACUUGUCCUGAUCUUUGCUGUGAUUAGUCUUAACACAAUAAACAUUCCUGAAAUAUUUCAAGUUUUCAAGUUUUUGCCAGUUUGACUGUAACUAUGGCUAAUGUCAGAAGAAAUCAUUUCUGUGAUUGGAUAUAUGAUAACUGGACAAAUCAAAUACUAAAGAGUGUCAUUUUAAAUUAAAGCUGAAGAUUUGCUCAAUAGUUUACAAAUAAAACGUAUAAGUCAAUGAUGUAUUUCUAAGAACUUUUCUGGUUUGUCUGAGCAAAACAUUGACCUAGUCAAACAUGUUUCCUUUCCAAAAAGGGAAAUUGUUUACAGGUCUAAUUGUGAGUGCACCCCUGAAAAACCCACCUUGACUAAAGUUGGGAGGUUAUACCUGCUAGAACAUGUCUAAUGGGUUGGAAAGACUCCACUAAUCUUAAUACAGAGAGGUGGCACCCAGCUGUGUACAAACAUUUUGACUACUUUCCUUAAAUCAAAGAGUUGAAAUGAUCUGUCAGGGCUGCAACAAUAUAAUUUCUCUUUUUAGAAAGAACAUGUGCCUUACUAUGCCACCCUUUUUCAUCAGACAAAUCAGAAACACUGUUGGGUAUACUUUUUGUUAACUUUACUUUCUGUAAGAACUAUGUAAAUCUUCAGCUUCAAAUUAUUACAGUCUCUCAAAGCUCUUAGGAAGCACAAUAUUAUUGCUGUAGGAUUCAACAUCGUUUUCACAAUUUCACUUCUUUCAGGCUAAACAAAAGGUGGACAGUCUUCACUUGCAGUUACAAAACCUUCUGUACGAAGUGAUGCACUUGAAAAAAGAAAUAACAAAAUGUCUUGAAUUCAAGUAAGUGAAUAAUUUAACUUUUGUGUUUUUAUACAUGUCAGGAGCCUUGUUUUUAUAAAAGGAUCUGUAAAGUGUACAGCGAGAGUUAGAAACUAAAUGCAAAGAAGAUCAUUGCAAUUCAAGUCGCAACUUAUGCAGUUGCGAAAGAAAAGCCUGAAAAAAUCAGCCUUGCUGGGAAAUCUGUCCCUUAGACCAUAAAUAUUUAUUCACAAAGAGAAAACAAUUGAAGGAUGAAGAAGGUCUUUAAGCUUUGAUGUGACUUAUAUGAAUCUUUGUUAUGAAGGUCAAAGGAUGAAGAAAUAGAGCUGGUUUCAGAAGAGGAGUUUUUUAGGGAUGCACCUAAAGAAAUUUCAAAACCUGUAAGUGACCUGUUAUAAUAGUGACCAUGGCAAGAAAACAAGCAAAAGCAUGUAACAGUUUCCGUAAAACACGUAAAAAGCAGACUGUGUUUUACACAGGCCUUGAUAGUAGACAUUUGUGUUUGAAGUUAAAAAUAUGGAAGAAUUCCUUUUCUUAGUUACUUUCUUUGGGGAAAAAAGUCACAUUUUCCAUCUUCCUUUGUAGUAGGAUGACAGAUGGUAAGGGCUAGUUUGAAAGAAGUACUAAAGACUGUGUUUGCACUUUGACAAAGGUGCUACAGUUUUGAUCUUGUGUUUUAGGUGGAGCAAAAUUCAUUUGUUGUAAAAUAUGGCUUGGAUUCCACCUAUGGAAUUUAAGAUACUUUUGUUGCAUGUCAUUUCAAAGAGAUUUCUCCCUAAGCAUUUGAUACUGUAGUAACACCACAAGAUUUUGUCCAGACUUAGUGUAUAGUGACAAAUAGUCUCACCAUAACAUGGUUUUGAAGUUGAAGGAUUUAAAAGAAAAGCAACUGAACCUUUAUAUUAACUUUUCAUCUGAUCUGUAAAUUACAAUGUCUACAUACUUCGUCAGAAAAUUAAUUAUUGCAAUAUUUUCACUAAGCAUGUGUUGAAAAAAAAAAGAUUGACAGUCAAGGUUAGAUAUUGCUUAAAAGUGGUAAGAGCACUUGUGUAGAUGUAAAAGUGUAAUAAUUUUCCGAAACUUAAUUGUGAAGGAAGUUACCAAGACAGAUGCUCAUCAGCUGAUGUUAGCAAGACUUGACUGGGAACUGGAGCAAAGAAAAAGGUAUUUUGUCUACUAGAAAGUGUUUAUGACUAAGGUUUGUUGAAGGAUGUUAAGGAUAGAGCUUUCUGUAUUCUAUAUUGUUAUGGAAUGUUGUUAGAAAUUAAAACCGAGAUUUGCGAAAAGUAAAACGAAAAAACAAGCAAAAGUUAAACUUUGAUGAAAUGAUUUUCUCUGAGUAUUUGGGGUAUUAAAGUGUAUGUUUCUUGACCCCUUUUUGUCUCAAAUUGGAGCUGCUGUUUCACAUAAACUGUUUUGGUUUUAGAAUAGGGUAUGUUUUUGUAGCUUGUGGAACCAGGGUCUGGAAUUGCAUACCUUUCUUAUUCUUCAUCUUUUGCAAACAGCAAUUCAGGUCUUAAACAAAGCAGGCAAUAAUUGCUAAUAAUUAGCAAUAAUUGCUAAUUAUUAGUAAUAAUUUAGCAAUAAUUGUUAUUGCUAAAUUAUUGCUACACAAAAAAGGAGGGGCCUUGACUGUCUGGGCAUUUUUUAUUUUGUAAAGCAGUAUACCCAAUUUUUUUGAAGGUUAGUCACUUAAACAAGUCAUCUGUGGUGCAAAGAUGGGUAUUUUUAGAGCAAAGCGUUACUGGUAAUUGUUUUAAUUUUUGAACUUGUUUUGAACUCUGUACCAAUUUUCACUUCAAUUUCCUUUGCAGACUAGCAACUCAAAAAGAACAGUUUCUCAAAAAAAAGGAAUCGUUAUCAAAAGAGAUCCACACCAAGAAAGAAUUCUUGGACAGUUUGCAACCAAGAUUAGAAAAUAUAUUAAAGGUAACCUGUAGUGGGGCUGUGUUGUAAAAUUUUAAGCUAUUAUCUUAAUCUAAGGGAAAGUCAAAUUUGGUGAGUGUCAGGCCACCUGAAUUGUUGACGUAUCCCUCACCUCACCUCAACUGGGUCUUUGUACAGAACGGGUCAUUUCUUCUGGUGAUCUCAGGUGCUGUAAAAACAGAAGUUUAAGUUAUCACAGGAUAAGUUAAAGGAGUUGUGUCACGGCUGUCUUAAGUUUAUUUUUUAAUAUUUCUAAUUAUACAUCUCUAUUUGCAAUGGAACUCAUAACUUAAGUGAAGAAAUAACUGGCAAAUGACAGAAUCACAGCUUCUUUUCACACAAAUAUAUCUCCCAAGCAUCAUGUCAAACAUUAUAAACACCAAAGGAACUUUGAAAAACUGUUAGGCUGAAAGGUUUUCAAAAUCUGCAAUUGCAAUCUGGUUUAAUCUCCUUCAAAUUUGUCCAUCUGUGACUUCUAUUUUGUAUGCUAUGUUAUUUAUACCUUGUUGUAAUAUUUUGAGGAGUUAUUUUCAUGAUUCACUCAAUAUGGUGGCAUUUCCUACCUUGGGAAUUGCAAUUGAUUUUGUGACACAGCUCCUUUAACAUUACCUUUAACAUUAUUAAACGAAAGACUAUAGCAUUUGGAAAAUGUAACAAUACACUGAAGAAAAAAUUCACAUAACUCCUCUUCCACAUCACGGCAACUUCCAUUUCUCUUGCAUGUAAAAACAGCCAACAUUUUGUGAUGCCACCACUGGUUGCCCUGCGAAAUGACGUCUACAGUAUGGAUUUUUUGCACUUUUUCAUUAGACGUUAUUUUGCGGGGGAAACCAGUACUAGCAUGACAAAAAGGCCAGAUGUUUUGUCAGGCUACCUUUUCUCAUGCAGCUGUAAUUUGUCAAGCUGUUGUCUUUCCUUAGGCUACCCAGCCUGUGCAAGAGUACAUGAACAUGCCGCUGGAUGCCAAGCGUGUACAACAUGAAACUGCACGGUAUCUUCCACAGCCUUUGUACAUUUUGUAUGUUCAAGCAACAGCAUACAAGGAAGCAUGUGAUUCUAAUUUAGAACUGAAGAUUCUUGGUGAUUUGGAUAUUGCAAAAGCUGCCAUGGAAACUAAAACUGCUGCUAGAGGUUUGUUUUUUGAACAAAGAAUAAGUCUGCAAUACUCUGUUGAGAGUGAAGACUUAAAUUGGUAAAGUAAAGUAAAAGACAUUGUUUUACUUAUACUGAGCAUUCCUUGAAUUUUUGAAUGCUUACUUCUGGACCCUAAUGCACAAUCCAAUGCAGGGUUAUUUAAAUGACUCAUGAAAGCUGACUCUUUAAAGGUGAUCAAUCUAUAAAGAAGAUUGCAAUUUGAAGAGAACCUUUAUAAAGUUCUCGCUGACCAUGGAGUAUACUAUGGGUCUGCUGUCUGUAUGGCAUGCUGGGCUUUGUUCCCAUCUAAAUGUCAUGUACUCUGAAUAGUAAGUCCAAUGAGGAUGAAAAAAAUAAAUAAACAUUUAUAGGAGUGUCAUUAAUCAAAUCAAACCAUAAUUUCAAAUAUGUGCAGAACUCCUUGAAAGAGUUAUUGUCAUGACGUUGUAGAUUUUACAUGAUCAUAUUGAAUUCCAGAAAUUACAUUCUCUAUCUGAAAUUACAGUUUUCUGUUAUACAGUCUAGCACAUUGAGUUGCAAUAAAGUAUUUUUAAGCUAAUACAUGUUUUGUUUUGUUGUAGAUGUGGACAGUGAUUCAGACCAAGAAAAUGCUGAAGGACAUAAGAGGGUGAGAACAUAAUAAUUAUAUUUUAUCAGUAUUGACUUGUUUUUCAGGCUUUACAGUGUAUCUUGUUGAUGAAAACAAAAAAAAAACCAUUCUAAGUUGUCCAAGUUACUUAAUAAUAACCUGGUUACCUAACUGAGUGCUGCUGCAGACAAUGUUAGUCUUUACACUAGAGCCUAAAUAAGCUAAGAAAUAUUUCAAGACAAGUAUAAUUUUCAAUUCUUCAAGCAAAAAGAAGCUUCCCACACAACCGUUUCUUUAUUGCUUCAGAUUAACUUAAGGCUGUUUUCACAUGCAACACAAUUAAUAUUGAUUGACAUGAUUCACCUUUUUCAAAACUCAAGAAACCACAAGUUUGCUAAGUCAGUUUUAAGGAUGGUUUUCAAGUCACUUGAAACUUUCUUGAAUUGAAUCAACUUUCCAACUUUAAUGAAAUGCAAAGUAAAAUAACUUGAGGUUUUACUGAGGCCUUCACACGUAUCUUUGGUUAAGUAAAACUUAGCAGUUCUUAAAUCUUACUAGUGUCAAGGCAGCCAAUGUGUAUUUUCUUACUUUGGAAUCCUUUUUAGUCAAAACACAGGAGAAAAAAAGAAGAAUCUCGUUUAGAGGAGAAGAGAAAGUUGCUGCUUAAGAAACAUCCACUUCAAAUCCUUGUGCAAGUUCGGUGUAAAGGUUAGAUCUAUAGUCAUUAGAAUAUUAUUGUCAUUGCUUUAGUGAAAAAGUCCAAUGAAUAGUACCAAUGUUUUUGCUGUUCUUUUUGUGCUAAAUGGUUUAUUUUCAUUAUUUCUGUAGACAAAGCAACAGUAGAUUUGUUGUUCUCAUAUUUGCCAACAUUCAGCACAGUUGUAGUAUCACCUUCCUUGUCGUUAACUGAAGCUCUCCCUGAACCUGUAUUGGCAAACAGGUGAGUUCAUGACGAAUGAUGAAGAUUACAUGAAAGCUGGGGAUGGAUAUGGCACUUCCUCUUGCAAAUGUUAACAUAUAACUGCUUGCUGAAACUUCAGAGCAAUUAAUGAUCCCAUGGGUAAAUUAAAUUAUUCUGCUUGACAAAUGAAACAUAAUUUUUUGGUGCAAAUCGAUGUUGUAGUUCAAAAUCAAAUUAUUAUGCUGAUUAAAAGGGUUUCAAUGUAGUUUAACUCUCAAUAUCCCUUGACCUCUUGAACAAUUUUUUAUCUUUGGUGCAAAUGGAGAGUUCUAACCAGCAGAGGAAGUAAUUUGUGAGGAUAGAGAGAGAGAGAGAGUAAUCUGCAAACUAAGUUAAAUUAACAGUUACGAGGCUUAAUAUUAUAUAAAGCUUAAACCUUAUAUAUAAUGCUUAAACCUAAGUGCCCACUCAUCACAUGAUGUGGCAUGACAUUUGCUAGGGACCUUAAAAGGAGACUUGACUAUUAGUACCAGUUUAGGGCUUAGUAUGAGUUUGAGCACCAAUCUUAUCCUGAACAUUUAAUAACGUGUUAGUCAGCAACAGGAAAGAGUUAUAGUUGGGGGGGGGGGGGGGGGCACUUGGGUUUCAAUUUGUAAAAAAAAGGAAAUUACUCACCCCCUUUUUUUUUUUGGGGUCAGUCGGGGGGGUUGCUUUUUUGUGGGCUCUGUUUUUAGCUGGGGGUGCGUUGACGUUUCCCACAGCUCCCCUUGAACCUAAAGGACCAAGAAUCAAAAGAAGUGGGAAAACAAUUGUGUGGGACCAUAAAAGGAGAAUUACCCAUUAAUACCGAUUUAGGGGUAAGAAUGGGUUUGAGGACCAAGCUUUUCCGGAGCUUUUAAGAAAGUAGUAGUCAGCGAAAGGAAAGGGUUAUAGUUGGGGGGGGGGGGAGUACAUUGGCUUGCAAUUGUUAAGAAAAGAGAUGUACUCUCACUCGUUUUGUAUUUGCGGUCAAGUCUGGGGGUUGCUAUUGUGAUGUCACUGCUUGUGAAGUGGGAUGCCUUGAUCAUUUCCACAGACUGCCCAGGUGUCCCAAACUCUGCACAAUUUACAUUGUAUUCAAACGAUCUCCAGGUCGCGACUGAUACAUGUAGAAGUUGCUCAGGCUUCUGAAUGGUCUUCCUUCAAGUAAAUAGACCUCUCUCUUUCAGUGAGGAUGCACUCAAGCAGUAAGCACAACUUUCUUUAAAUAUGCCUAUGUGCCAAGUCUUUUUUUCCGUUAAUCUUGUUUUUGUUUUCAGCACUAUUUUGUCCCCUGAUUCAUUGUUGACAAGUUUAUUUCCUGAUGACAGUGGAAAAAAGGCACCAAAUCCAGCCAGUCUCUAUCAGCUUGCUAAAGUUGGGUAAGUAAAGUCCUCUGUUACAGUCAUAGACUUGUCUGCGUGUAAACUCUUUAGCCUUGGUUGACCUCACUAGUGACACAUGCAUGAACAUGUGCGCCGGAAAAAUACCAGGCCCUAAUUGUUGAAACAUGGAAUAGGGCUGUCGACUGGAUAAAUCCCUCUCCAGUAGAUAGGUAGGAGAUGAAAUCAUUAAUUACAAUUAUUGUGCUAUCCAGUGGAUAGAGUUUUAUCUGGUGGGUAGCAUUAUCGCCUUUUGAACAACUGGGGCCUGGAUAUUUCUCUUCACCUGUGAUAAACAUAAGGAAACAUACAAUGCAGGGAUAGGCAUAAAAUUUUGUUGCAACUAAUGUUGGUGCAAAAGAAUAAUUUUAAAAAGGUGGGAAAUGACAGGUUUUAAUACAAGUAUAAAACUUUGUCACUUUUGCUUGUGCCUUUUACUUUUUUUGUUUAUGGUCAGUUGCACACAUCUAUACAAAAAAAGCAGAAGGCCUUUAUAUUCUAAAAAGACAUUGUAAAAAAAGACAUAAAAUGUCGUCAAUUUUGAAAUAUUUUCAGCCAAAAUCAUGAUAAGCACCCAUUUCCACAUUUCAGUAAUAUUACUUGUUUAUAACAAUUCAUGUCAUAAACAAUAAUUGUGUUCUUUCAGAAUUAAAGACUUUGCAGAGUUUGUUAAUCAAGUUGGCAAGCCUUACAUGUGGGCUCAGAGGAUAUGUGGACUUGACUUUUUACCUGAAGAAAUACAUGUAAGAGGUUUCUUCGAUAUGUUUAAUAUACAUAGACUACUUUGCCAAUUUUCUUGUUAUGAUACAAAAGGAAUGUUUUUUGCUUUUGUCCUUCAAAUAUUUUGAGUUAUAAGUUUAAUUAACCAUUCAUCUCUACAGUUCAUGAUUCUUUUUAGACAAAGUGAAAGUUACUUUUAUUGAACGCUACUUUCCUAAGCCUUAUAAAACAGCCAACAUUUUGCGAAGCUCCACCGGUUUCCCUUUGAAAUGUUGUUUGAGGAACGACUGCAGAAGUUCCAUACUAAUAAUUAUUACAUGUCACUACACAGAUCUGGGUAGUGUUUCUGAUUGUUUGAAGCAAAUUUCCCUCGUGGCACAACCAAUAAAAUCACUACCCAGAUCAUUAUGGAUUUUCUGCAGUCAUUAAUUUUUUCAAACUUCACAUAGGAAACUAGUGAUGUCGUUGUAAAAUGUCAGCUGUUUUCUCAGACUAUACUUUCCUAACUCUUUUUUACAUGCCUUGGACACAAUCGCAUAGGCUUUUAUCCUUUAAGUAUAUGGAUAGAUUGGCGCAAUGGCGCGGCCUGGCUCAAACCCUGUAAUAGUAUUAUUUUUUGGUAACAAUUAUUUCUUUGUUUAACAGGACGUUGUUGCCAAGUCAUCAGUAAGCUUGUCACACAUGGAAGCUACAAUCAAAGCCAUCAGGACAAGAAUCCUGGCUAGACUCGCUCUUCAGCAACAACUUACGUCCUUAGGUAGAAACCGCGGAUUGUUUUCUGCUUAUAUUUCUUAACUGUAAGCGGUCACUGGGUACUUAGGUUCUUUCAAAGGUGGUGUUUCGCGUGAAAAUUUCUCAUCCAAUCUGUCUUUUCAUUCGGUAUAGUGAUGGAACAUUCCUCUGAAGGAACACUCAUUGAAUCGGUUUUUUUUUGCCGCCAAGCGUCGAGUAAACGAUUGGAGAUUGUGUAACACCGUCUGGAUGCCUGUCUUGGAGAUUUCUUUGUUGUGAGAUCGAAAUGUCGUUGUAACGCCAGGGAGACCUAUGUUAAAAGAUCAUUUUUACCCCCAUUUUCCCCUUCAGUGUGGUGCUCUACAGAAAGUUGUUUGGCUUCCCAAAACAUUCCCUUUUACUGGUUUCUGGCAGAGUGAGAUCAGUGUGGAGAAGUAAAUAUAUACUGCGCGAGUUUAGCAGAGAUUAGAGAAUUCUUAGAAUGGAAUAACAAUGAUUUUUUUUUUCUAGAAGUUGGUAUGUUUUAUUAGUUUCUUUUCGAAUUCUAAAUUCAUAUUAGGACUUGCUCAACUCACCGGCGGGGGGGGGGGAGGGGGACGGGGAUCUUCACCAGAACCGAAGUACUUAGGAAUACUGACAGCUAGGACCGGGACAAAAUGCUGCCUUUAAAGUCCCUGCUAAAUAACCUGAGAUCAGGCUCUAUUUUCGUUUCGCUUUGAAAAUUACAUUCCGACGGGCAAGGCUAAACGAUCAAACAUUUUUGCACAACACCGUGUUGGAAGAGCAGGUUUUGACGGUUAAGCCACCUCUCUCAACGUUGCAUUUAAAUGGCUUUCGUUCGAUGUUUGAUCUAGAUCAAUCAUUUUUUUGCAUCACAAACAAAUGUUUGAUAUUUAGCAACGCCAUGUUGUCAAUUGAAAUGCAAAAUUGUACAAAAAUGUUUAAUGGUUUAGCUGGGUGCAAACUCUCUUAAGCUAUACUAAAACGGGCAACAAAAAACGUGCAACUUGUUUUGUAACAUUGCCGCAGAGCGAUGUUGUGCGUUUACCACCCUCGUUCGAACUUUUAUUGCAACAAAUAAGGUUGCAAGGUUUUUUUUGUGGGUGAAAUGCGCAACAUCGCUAUUUUCCUUUUGCAGCAAUGUUGCAAAACACGUUGCACCUUUUUUGUUGCCCGUUUUACCCCCGGACCUUUAGAGGAAAGACUGCCGUAAGAUUUCUCUGUUGCUGUUAAUAAACGUCUUUGAGUGGACGCUUUAGUAAGACACUUGUUAGUACUCAGAUGAAAUGUUGUUCAUUUUUUUAGAGAGUCUGACGAUUCCUCAAAACAAAAACUCUCUUCAAAUGUUCCCAAGCAAGAUAUCAUCGGGACUGACUGCCUGGCGCCCAUCAACUUUGGAAGAGUUCAUGGUAAGAAUGAUGUCCAUAAACUGAUCCGAAACUACCAGCGGUGACUGCGUGUGUAACCUGGGGAAAGCAAUGUAGCCAGACAUGAGAUCUUUACGAGUGGUUGCCGGGUUGGUUUACUAUUUACCAAUCAAAUCUGUAAAUUUCGUUUGUUUUAACGUAAUUGGAACUACAUCCUUUUUCAGAAGUCCCCUAGGAAAAUUUCCAAGAUUAAAAUGGUGGUUCUUUUGGUCGGAUUAAGAUGUUACAAAUAAAAUUUCCGUUUCAUUUACACGUUUUGCAACUUAAGCGACACAUCUAAAAGACUUCGGGCUUUCCUGACCAUUCCUCAUGUAGGAAUUGCGAUUUUUUGUAAAGAAAACACCAAUUCUAUGAGCGUGGGGUAGAAGUCGGUUUAAGAGCGAACGUGAGGUUAAAGGAAAGUGACAGUUAAGAUUAAUCCUUCAUCUCAUUCUUUGUGUUGGUUCUCCGCUUGGGCGACCUCGUUUGAAACAUGCAGUUUAUUUUUCCAGGAGCAGCCAGUUCUUAGAAGCCUUGUCGAUGAUGGGUUUAUUGUAGAGGAUGACAUGCUUUAUCAAGCCGUGUUUGAAAGAGGAAAAGGUGAACAAUCCUUGGCCUAUGAAUAAAUAAGAGAAAAAACGAAGAAGUAAAUGAAACACUAAGACGUUUAACAGUAUUCAGGUUGAAAUGUCUUCUAAAAUGUUGACUUUCUAUCUUAAUGGUCUCUGGGGUACUUAAGUUUACCACUGACAUGACAUGGGAAAACCGAAAAUUCUGCUUGGAAAGUCAAAUGGUUUGCGCCAUUCUGUUUGGGGAGCUUCAGAAACAUGGGCUGUGAUUUGAGGGGAUGCAAUUUUUCUUCUCUUAUAGGCUAUUUAGCUGUUUUUGAUAACAUUAUUGCGGUUCGUUUUCCCACCACAUCAAAUUUUAUAGUUUAAUGUUUGUGCACAAGAUUUCCACUAGGGUGGUUUGUGUGAAUUGUAGGCACCCUUGGUCUUCCUGGUCGUAAUACUCCUCCUCCUCCUCCGCCUCAGUAUCGUUAUUGUCCAAAUACUAUUAACGAAUAAUUCAGGUAACGGCUUUGAAUUUAUUGUUGAUAAGGGGAUCGCUUUGCUACAAGCUACACCUCUACACGUUACAGAUGUAAAUUUGACUCAAAGUUGCAAGAAAAUUCAGAAUUACAGUCACAAGUUUUAAUUCAGUUUAGUCUGUAGGCAGGGAGGGGGACUGGUUUUACUCGCUGUAUUCGGCCCGAAACCUUGCUUUCAAAAAGUUUGGCCAAGUGCAAAACUAAGCUAGUUGAUGCUUUGGUAAAAAGUGGAAAAGUUGUUUGUAUAUGUGUGACGGAAAAAAGUAUGCGGCUAAGACGGUUAUAUAUAUAUAUUUUUUUGAUAUUGGCUUGGUAAGCCAAAACAUUUUUGUCUGACUACGGCCCUAAAAGAAAGUCUGUAGAACCAAACGGAUCUACUAAGAUUGAUUGUCGAAAAUUAAACUUAUUAUACGGCUGUAUCCGCGAGCGGGAAAGAUGAAGCGAAUCCUGCGUUCUGAUUGGCUACGCGGGAUGCCCGCUCGGGAUUUCCUGCGUUGGCCCCGCAAGAAAAAGUUAUCUUUUUGGCCAUAUAAUAAAUCCUUUAUUGACCAAGCUUUUUCGAAAAAGAUGGCUGCAUAUUCACCUCGUUCUAUUUUUGCGUUCUCAUUGACUAAGACUUCGCCUCGGUCAAUGUAAACGCGAAAAAGAACUUGGUCUGUAUCCAGCCAUCUUGACCGAACAAGCUCGAUCGGGUUAAUUACUUAAUGGUGAGUGAAAGAAAUUUUUGGUUCGUGAAUGGAACUUAGAUGGAACUGAGAAUAUUGAUUAAAGAGAGACCGAGUACGCGUGAUCGACUAAGCCGUUCAGUUCUGUUUCUACCUUUUCUUUUCAGCACAGCUCAAGGCUUCAGUAAUCGUGUCUCAAGAAUAUCCAACAGCACCGCCAUUUUUCUCAGUUGAAGUAUCUUGUGGAAAGACCAUAAUUAGAGACAGCCUCACUAAGGUAUUGGGCCAGAUGUAGGCUUUACUUUAAAGGGGUAGCUCCCUUAAGUCAAUUAUAAAAGUCACUGUUAUCACUAGAGGCUCUACUCAAAAAAAAAAAACAUGAAUCUAUAUUAAAUUUUUAAAAAUUACAAAUUAUUAUUAUAUUCAAGACUAAUUUAAUUCACUUGGUCAAGGGAAUUUUACAUUUGUCAGGGAAAAGUCAGGGAAUUCGGAAACCUCUGGAUGUGGCAACCAUCUAUAAGCACAGCUCUAAAGCCUCUCCAAAUAUCCUGUUUUAAAUCCUACCAUAGCACAUCACAGAAACAAAUCGCUUGAAAUGUGUUUCUCACAUAGAUUCGAUUCUGGUGUUUAUACGAACGUACCCACGUUGCAGUGAUAAAUUAUAACCGAGUUCUCAGUUCAUUAGUAACAAAACGUAAGCUUUUCACUUGCGAAGACGUUGGCCCAAAAGGACAAAACUGCUAGGCUGUAUUUUUGCUCCAAAUCCAUGUAAACCAAACGGCCGCAAGUAGAACUACUGUAAAAAUGAAUUGCUUGAUUUUCUCGCAUUUAAUUGUAGUGUGGUGAUCCACCCCAGUCAGUAGCAGUGCACUCUUCAAGUCAUUUGCAUCUCUUCAGUCUAGCUCCGUUCUACAUGUUGUUUCUAAUAUGUUGCGUUUUAUGAUGCAAUCUUUAUAACAGGCUGUGGAAGGAGAAGUGAAUGUCUUUUACCCAGAGCUUACUGCCAUUGACUCUCCCUUCAAUCUCCUUACCAAUCAGCUACGCCGUUUACAAGUGAGUAGGCCAAUCCUCAAGCGGUUAAAAAAAUUGUUUAUAUUUAAUCAAAUCUUUGGCCUCAUGGAUAAACAUUAGAGGACGGUGAUCUAAUCCUGAGGUCGUGGAUUCGAUGCUCACCAUUGUCAGAGGUGUUGUCUUUUUUCGUGUCUCCAUGCUUGGGCUAAAAUGGAGUUACAACAGAUGUUAUGACACUUGAAGUCACCCUUAUUUUUAUAGUAACCAAAUUAUAGUUCAAACUGGUCACAUGUUGGAAGGAUAUAUAUUAAUUAUAGGCUGAAACUAACGUCCCAAUUUCGAUCAGCAUGGAAAACAUCAGCUCUUGUCAUAACGAGUCAACCAAAAACAAUUCUCAUUUCCUCUCUCUCUAGGCUUAUGAGAUAUUACAAGCAAUAAAAAUAUUCAAAAUAGAGUACUGGCGUUUCUAAUGUGAGUGUUCUCCUUCAGAUGUGUUUUGAUAUAUAUUUGGAGAGUGGCAGUUUAAACCAUGUGGACGGUGCUGAAACUUUCGAUCGGGAAAAGUUCUUUCUUCGCGUCAAAAAGUAAGUGUAGAUAAGGGACCGUUCAUUUUAACAAGUAUUGUCCCCCCCCCUUUCCCUUAUUCUUUUAGGUGCCCCCUAUUUUUUUCACGUGAGCCUUUCAAAUCCUAUCAGCACCCCCCACCUCGUAAAAGGUCCAUAAUAGGAAGAUUUAGAAUCGCUUUUACAGCUAACGUCUAUGUGUACCACGUGACCAUGUUCCCUCGGAGCUCACUUGACCCGCCACUCGAAAUGGAGAGCUUGCUCGCAGGAUGGAUCUAUAUAUUAUCCAUGCUCGCAGUAAUUUAUGGAUGCUUGCAGGCUUUAACAUGGCCUGACAGGAAAGAAGGUUCGACGCCUUGUCGUGACGUUUUCAAUGAAGUCUUUAAUUUAACCGCCAUAGAAAUGAGCGUGAACUGUGUGGACUCUCAUGUAGAAGCAUACUUUUCUAAUCCAUCAUAAAGGUCCAAACUUCCUUGUGAGACCACCUUCCAUUAGCUCACUUACGGGAUUUUCGACACAGUUGUUGUUUGUAUUGUAUGCUCUUCUCGUGUUGCUGUCUCCCUUAGCGAAUCCUUAAAAUCCCUCAAACCCUCUGCCCUCAUCCAACAAUUGAGUGCGGAUACGUUAAAGGGGCUUUGUAACGAGGAUAUUAUAAACGUGGACCAUUAUUUUCGGAAUUCAAUUUUAGAAAAAAGUAAAUAGUGCGAGAUAGCCUCUUAACUUACAAGUGUUGUUUCAAGCUGAAGUGAAUACUUAAGCUCACGCUAUCCCGGUGUGUUUGUUUGUUGUUUGUUUGUUUUCUGUAGGGGCAGAGAUCGCGGACUCCCUUUGAAAUACGACUCAAAUCAAGGAUUGUUUACCCAGAGAUGACAGUAGCCGCACUACACGAAUUUGAAAUAGUUUCUUAAAACUUGUGUUUCAUGGAAAUCUUUAUAAGAACCGUCUACAAAACUGUACUUCUGUAAUGAGUCUUUAACAUUGUGCGCAAUUAAAUUCU
Messenger RNA from Porites evermanni, 14755 nucleotides. NCBI's taxonomy places the organism in Eukaryota, Metazoa, Cnidaria, Anthozoa, Scleractinia, Poritidae. The record is from the annotation of a GenBank genome assembly.